GUUGCAUAAUGGCAGAAGCAACCGUCUCUCCACUGAAGCACUUUGUGCUGGCGAAAAAGACAAUCACUGCCAUCUUCGACCAGCUGCUGGACUAUGUCACUGAGGGAGCAGCUUUUGUGGAAGCAACAUACAAGAACCCAGAGCUUGAACAUAUAGCAACAGAAGACGAACUAGCAAAAAUACAGGCAUAUAAAAAUAAGUUAGCAGUCAUCGGUGAGGUGCUUUCACGGAGACACAUGAAAGUGGCUUUUUUUGGCAGAACAAGCAGUGGGAAAAGUUCGGUCAUUAAUGCAAUGCUGUGGGAUAAGGUACUUCCUAGUGGGAUUGGCCAUACAACUAACUGCUUUCUCAGUGUGGAAGGGACAGAUGGAGAUAAGGCUUAUCUUAUGACGGAAGGAUCAGAUGAAAAGAAGAGUGUCAAGACAGUGAAUCAGCUUGCUCAUGCACUUCACAUGGAUAAAGAUUUGAAAGCUGGCUGUCUCGUCCAUGUCUUUUGGCCCAAGUCAAAGUGUGCCCUGCUGAGAGAUGAUUUGGUUUUAGUGGACAGCCCCGGCACAGAUGUCACUACAGAACUGGACAGCUGGAUUGACAAAUUCUGCUUAGAUGCUGAUGUGUUUGUCUUGGUUGCCAAUUCUGAAUCAACUCUCAUGAACACGGAAAAACAUUUUUUCCAUAAAGUGAACGAACGACUUUCCAAGCCAAACAUCUUCAUCUUGAAUAAUAGAUGGGAUGCCUCUGCAUCAGAACCAGAAUAUAUGGAAGAUGUGCGUAGGCAGCACAUGGAGCGCUGUCUGACUUUCCUAGUUGAUGAACUCAAAGUUAUUGAUCCUGUAGAAGCGAGGAAUCGUAUCUUUUUUGUUUCAGCAAAGGAAGUUCUGAGUGCCAGGAGACAGAAGGCCCAAGGAAUGCCAGAGAGUGGUGGAGCGCUUGCUGAAGGGUUUCAAACAAGAUUCCAGGAAUUUCAGCAUUUUGAGCAGAUAUUUGAGGAGUGUAUCUCGCAGUCAGCCGUGAAAACCAAGUUUGAGCAGCACACUAUCAGAGCUAAACAGAUAAUAGAUACUGUGAAAAACAUUAUGGACGCCAUAAACGUAGCAGCAGCAGAGAAAAGAGUCCAUUCGAUGGAAGAGCGAGAAGAUCAGAAGGAUAGAUUGGACUUUGUUCGAAAUCAGCUGAACAUUUUGACAGAAGAUACUAAGGAAAAAAUCAAACAUGUUACUGAGGAGGUAGAAAAUAAAGUCUCCUCUGCCAUGACGGAUGAGAUUUGCCGACUUUCAGUUUUAGUUGAUGAAUUUUAUUCAGAUUUUCACCCUUCUCCUCAAGUAUUGAAGCUCUAUAAGACAGAACUGAACAAACAUAUAGAAGAUGGCCUAGGAAGGAACCUGGCUGAUCGUUGCUCCAGUGAAGUCAAUCAGUCAAUGCAUCAGUCGCAGCAGGAGAUGAUUGAAAAUCUGAAACCGUUGUUGCCUUCUGGUGCUCAGAAUCAGCUCCACUUGCUAAUUCCAUGCAGGAGGUUUGACCUUAGCUAUGAUCUAAACUGUCAUAGUCUGUGUGCAGAUUUUCAAGAGGAUAUCAUGUUCCACUUUUCCUUGGGAUGGACUUCACUUGUAAACCGUUUCUUGGGUCCUAAACAAGCUCAGAGAGUACUGUUUGGACUAGCAGAUCCAAAUGUACAAAUCCCUCGUCCUUUAGCUACCACCCCGUCUGCUGCCAGCCUUCCUGCCGUAACUCCAGAGAACGUAUCGCACAAUGAUUUUGUGGUUCCUUUGGUAAUGAGUUUAGCUUCACUGACAUCACGGACCUCUAUGAGCAUCAUCGUUGUUGGCGGAGUGAUUUGGAGAACAGUAGGCUGGAAACUCAUCUCUCUUUCCUUAAGCAUGUAUGGGUUGUUGUAUCUUUAUGAGAGGCUAACUUGGACCACAAAAGCGAAAGAGAGAGCCUUUAAACAGCAGUUUGUAAACUAUGCUACUGAAAAGCUGCAGAUGAUCGUCAGCCUUACAAGUGCUAAUUGCAGCCAUCAGGUGCAACAGGAAAUGGCCACUACCUUUGCUCGGCUCUGUCAGCAGGUGGAUAUUACCCAGAAAAACCUGGAAAAAGAAAUCGAUAGGCUUUCCAAAGAAAUAGAUCAGCUGGAGAACAUACAGAGCAACUCCAAGCACCUGAGAAAUAAAGCCAUUCACCUUGAGAAUGAACUAGAUCGCUUUACAAAACAUUUUCUUCAAAAGAGUAAAUAAAACAGCAUUGCUAACUUUCCUGGUGAUCCUUUGUAGGACAGAGUAGAAAUUUUACAGAUUACACUUCUCCUCUGUGGAGUCACAUGAAAUGAUUUAUAUUUUAAAUGUUACUUUGAUUACACUUGUUAAUUACUGUAAAACUUGGUCUCUGAUGGUGAACCAAACUGAAGAGCUGUGGUACUCUUGAGUGUUACAUUUGUUUUGCAGAUUUGGGGUUAAAAAUUAUCUUUGAACACUAAAUUUCUUUGGGCACUUGACAAUAAAAACCCAAAUCCUUACUGGCUUUUGUUAGUAUUUGGCAGUGGCAACUCUCGCUUCCUGGCAUCCAGGAGUUUAUGCAGGGAGAGAGAGCUUAUCACAGUUAUCACUGUCUCCUGUUUUCAGUUGCUUAGGAAUUACCCAGGGAUGGAGGAUGCUGCUUUUUCCUGUGUGUGGUUUUUGUUUCAUGAAGGGAAGUGUAAAAACUCCAGCAUGGGGAGAGGACUCUUGACUUGUUUUGAAAACAAGUGGAAUUGUGUUGGGCAGCAGUUCUGCUUCCUCACAUGGAAGAUGACAGUAAACUGCAGAGCACUUGCUAAUGAAAUGCAGUAGGCUCUUGUUUCCCCUCUGGCUACCACAAUUAGACAAGAUGGCAUUGAUAAAGUAAAAAAUAAA
Cariama cristata (Red-legged seriema) is the source of this 2885-nucleotide messenger RNA. It is a transcript of the gene MFN1, whose product is annotated as mitofusin 1. Gene Ontology annotation, biological process: mitochondrial fusion; mitochondrion localization. Gene Ontology annotation, cellular component: mitochondrial outer membrane. The transcript is spliced from 17 exons. The record is from RefSeq and is a predicted model, not a curated record. The coding region runs from base 9 to 2231 and encodes 740 amino acids. Lineage: Eukaryota; Metazoa; Chordata; Aves; Cariamiformes; Cariamidae. Gene Ontology annotation, molecular function: GTP binding; GTPase activity.